GAUUCCCUCCAAAUUUAACUCCCCUUUUCCCUUCCGAGGUUCCUGCUGUACUCCGGAUCGCGUUUCGUUAGGAACAAUGCUUAAUCUCACUCUAAGAGAUUCUCGACCCUAGCACCCACAUUUCAGUAAUCAGAUCACUGACAACUAGGCGUAAAUUCAUGGACUGACCGGCUGAGCAAUCGGGGAAUGCGGCGGAAGUUGGCGCCACUGAGAUCGUUAAACGGUCGCUCAGAAGUGUUCGCCGUCAAGAACAGGAGGAGAAUGGAGUCGAUCCCGAGAAGGAACAAUUACGGUGAGGAUGUGGAGUUAUGCGGGAGUCGGAACAAGAAGAAAAGUAAGUCGAAGGGGAAGACGACGCCUCAGUCGAGAAGUUCGAAGAAGGCGAAGGAAAAGCGAGCCAUAAACUUGACGCCUAAGACAAUUGUUCAUUCUGAAGAGGCAACACCGACAAUUCCCGACAUGCGUCUGUAGGUAAAAAUGAUUAGAGAGGUCAGUUUAUAGCCUUUUGUUGCUCUCACAUAUUUAAGUUCCGCAUGUCAAUUAUGAACUUGUGUUCUAUCAGUUGCUGUUUGUGUUUUCAUGAUGUGCUACUCGUUGAGAUUUUAGUUUAUAUCUCGGUUUUGAAAUUUCCACCCUUGAAUUUGGAGUUUGUAUACGAAGUGAUUGUUGCAUUUAUCCUUGCCUUUUCUUUUCUUUAAUCGAGGGUGACAAUAUUGAUAAUACCAAGCAGGAUGAUGAACUAUCUCCACACUGGAAAAAUUGGACAUUCACUGACAGAAAAUAUUGUAAAUAAUGACCAUACAUUACAAAAAGCUUGUUCUUCAGUAUUCGAAGGCUUGUUAACUCUUUAAGUUUAGACGACCUUCCAUAUGUGUUGCCACCCUCCGAUUCUUCUCCGGGUGCAAAUGAGGAGCCCAUGGAUCAUGAUCCCACUGAGUAAGCACUCAUCACUAGCCCAGUAGGGUCAAACUCAAUAAUUGUACGAGUCCAUUGAGAAGUUUUUAGAAUGUUCUAGAAAGAUUUAGCUAUCUAGACAUUUUAGAAAUAGAUAUUUAGAUAUCUAGAUAUUUCAGGAAUAAAUUUAGAAGAUUUUAAAAAAUAAGAUAGAAGAUCACAAAUAUGCAAAAGAUAUGAUAGAAGAUCACAAAUGUGUGGUCUACAUUAUCUAGCAUCUACUAUAAAUACCCUCCACCUCCACCAAGUUUUCACCCCUAAGAUUUUCAUCCAAGAAAAGAAAAGUGUAGUAGUGUCGUAGAUAGUGUUUUGUAAUAUCUUCUUGAUUGAUCUUAAUAAAAAGUGUGAGUGUUUCCACAAAGAGUUGUGUUCUAUGGAUUGUUAUAUCAGAGCAAGGUUGGUAUAGGUUGUCUGAUCUUUUGAAAUUCUUAGUUUGCUCUGUAGUUGCAGCUCUGCUUAAUUUUCCACAUCUGACACAAUCUCUUGAGAUUAUUAGUGAGUGAGUUUCUUCGUGUCAUACGUGGUCUGCGAGUUAUGUGUCGAAAAAGCUUGUUUGGUAUUGCUGAGGCACGACUAACACGAUGAGUGAUCUCCAAGUCAUCGGAAGAAUCAAGAAACUCAACAACAACAACUAUAACACGUGGACAACAUGUAUGAUGUUCUAUCUACAAGGACAAGACCUUUGGAAAGUUGUUGGCGGAAGCGAAAUUACGCCCCCAGAGGAGGAUGCUAAUGGCACCUUAUGCAAUUGGAAAAUCAAAGCAAACAAAACAAUGCAUGCCUUGAAGACCACAACCAAAGAAGAAAUGUUGGAGCACAUUCGGGAUAACAAGAUGCCGAAAGAAGCAUGGGACACGUUUGUGACACAUUUUUUUUUUUUUUUUGAAAAAAGAAGAAUGAUACAAGGUUACAACUUCUAGAGAACAAGUAUUAUCAAUCUCACAAACGUUUAGCUACUUUCGAGUAUUUGGUUGAAUUUGCUACGUAUUUGUGCCUAGUCAUCUACCCAACAAGUUUGACAAGAAAGCAGUCAAGUAUAUAUUUGUUGGAUAUGACAACCAAAGAAAAGGAAGUGUUUGAUCCAACAAGUGGAAGAUGCUACACUUCCAGAGAUGUAGCUUUUGAUGAAGCAUUGAAGAAGAAAGUCUUACCAUUCUCGAACAACAUUGAAGAAAUUCUACAGUAGAAGACUGAAGCAAACUGCACACAUUUGGUCAAGUGUUGAUGCGCUUGAAUAUCCAAGUGACACUGAUGUUGGUUAGCAAGAAAUGCUCAACCAAGCAAACUCGGUGAAAAGGAAAUGACACCUCAACAACUUAGGCGAUCCUAAAGAAUCCAAAAGGAAAAUCGUAAGUAUGUCAAUGCAACUAUUAGAGAAGACAAAUGACCAAUAAAGUCCAAAAGUCAAAUCCUAAGUACGUCAACGCAACUAUUAUAGAAGACGGAUGACCAAUAUGGUACAAUGAAUGAGUGUUAGUGUUGAGGGAGGAUGUUAAAAGAUUAUCACUAGCCUAAUAAUGUCAAGCUCAAUAAUUUUACGAGUCUAUUAUCUAGAAGUUUCAAAUGUUCUAAAAAGAUUUAGAUAUCUAGAUACUUCAGAAAUAAAUCUAGACCAUAUAUAAAUACCCUUCCACUCCACCAAGUUUUUCAUCUAAGAAAAGAGAAUUGUAGUAGUAUCCUCUAAAGAGUGUCUUAUAAUCACUUGGUCUUAAUAAAAAGUAUGAGUGUUUCCCACAGAAGAGUUGGGGCCAACAUUAGCAAUGUGCUAACGUGGAUGCUGACAAGGAAAUAGUGCUCCAUCACCUCCCAAAAAGUGCAGAAAUGGUAUAUUUCAUCCUGCAUUCAAGUGUUACUUUCUUUCUUUCUCUACUUUUGAAAGUUGAACUGUUUCAACUUAAACUUCACAAGUUGUAACCUGCCGAUGUCUAUUUUUGAGCUUAUCAUCUACUUCUCGUGAUUUAUUAUCAGGAUGAUAACCUGAAUAAAACACUUGGGUUUAGUGAUUCUGCAGAAAGGCCAAUUCUUGAGCAUCAAAGUAGAUUUCUUCAGGACAGGUUAUUACUAAUUAUGAAUGAUUAAGUUCUUUGAUCUCUCUUCUUCUUCCUAGAGAACCAUGACUUUUAUUUACAUUUACCCCCUUCCUCUCAAACGCUGCCUGCCUUAAUUAUGAUAUUGAACUCUAACAGUUACGUAUUUCUAUUUUACACAACAAUAAACUUUCUUAAAAGAAAGUUUAAAGCUCUAUAACGUCGUUUAAAAUUUUACACGUUGUUCUGUGUUGUGGGUUGAAUUUUAGUAUAUUCCCCCAUCUUUUCCUGCCAUUUUCCUGCUUAAUUUUAUUGUGAACGUUUCUUUUUAACUACCGAGAGAAUUAAUUGAUAUGAGAGGUGGAAGAAGCAUGCUAUGCAGAGCUGUUGACCAUAAUUUGAAAAUGCUGCGAAGACUUAUGGCUUCAGUGUAUGAUACCUCCUGCAAAUGUGUGCUCAUUUCACUUAUUCGUUUCACGAUUAUAAUGUUCCUCCAUUUAAGGAUAUGGGAUUUUUAAUAUAUCACUUGGUUCCUUUACUGCUCAUUUAGUUGCUGCUGUCAGUUUAUUACUUCCGUUGACAAGCAAACUUGAAUUGUGGUCGAUUCAUAAUUUACAUGAGGAAUUAGUAGUUUUAAACCUUCAUAGUUCUGUAAUGUCUUGGAUUAUAUUAUUUUUGUUCGAUUAAGGCAUCAUUCAUUCUUAUGAAUGGCUUCUUGCAUUUCUAAAUGUUUCAACAUUUCAGUGGUAGUUUUCUAUAGGUAUCUUUGGUGUCUAAAGAGAUGAUAAGCCUGAAGAAUAUUCUCCUCAUCACGGGUUCAGUGCAUCUGUCAUUCAAUCGGGAGCUGUUCUCGAGCAUAUGAUUGGAGAGGCUUUACAAUCUCAUCAGCUAAAAUGGUCAGUAAAACAUUUCCAGGGGUCGAGGAACAAUUUUAUUGGGAAAUGUUGUUCUCUUCAAGAGAGUACACCAUCCAAAUGUUUAGCGACUAAGGUAGCAAUCCUGUUCUCCUUAAUACUUUUGGAUAGGCUACAGGUCUUUUUUAUACGAUCACCAUCAACGGAGCUACUCAGCCAUUUUAAUAUAAGAUUUGUGUUGCUGAAGGAGUCAGCAACCAACCAUUCUUACUUUAAGGUAUUAUUCAUUGUUGCCACAAAGAUAUACGGAAAAGCAUUGUGUUUCUUCAGUUCUGGUGCCAGGGUAAAAGAUUUAGAGGUGGAAGUUGAAGCACUGGUGAUACAAGGCCCGAAACUAGAGACAAUUUUGAGCCAAGUGAAGAAGCUUGAGGCAUCUGUUUUGGUGGUGCCCCAGAAAAAGCCUUCUCUGUUUGGAUGCUUCUGUGGGACCAGCAGCUCAGAGCAGCUUGUGGAACAGUGCAUCAGCCAUGCCGAUUGCUUUACAAUUGGAGUUAGAAAACAGAGCAAUGGCAUGGGUGGUUACCUUAUCAACACCAGGUGGCAGAAGAACUUCUGGCUUCUUGCUUAGUUGUCUCUAAUCUUAUCUUAACCCUGUAACUAAAUGCAGAUGACCUUAGAACACUCCAUCAAAGUUGGAAUGAUCCGAACUUCAGAU
Messenger RNA from Cucurbita pepo subsp. pepo (vegetable marrow), 4550 nucleotides. RefSeq lists its product as uncharacterized. The record is from RefSeq and is a predicted model, not a curated record. NCBI's taxonomy places the organism in Eukaryota, Viridiplantae, Streptophyta, Magnoliopsida, Cucurbitales, Cucurbitaceae.